This is a messenger RNA of Mycotypha africana, 513 nucleotides long. RefSeq names its product histone acetyltransferase subunit NuA4-domain-containing protein. The transcript is spliced from 4 exons. Bases 1 to 513 code for a protein of 170 amino acids. Gene Ontology annotation, cellular component: NuA4 histone acetyltransferase complex. Lineage: Eukaryota; Fungi; Mucoromycota; Mucoromycetes; Mucorales; Mycotyphaceae. The record is from RefSeq and is a predicted model, not a curated record.
AUGGCUCCACAGUACAGACAUCAACCUCAACGACAACAGCAUCGACAACGCCUGCCUACAAGUUCUGUACCAACAGAACCACCGCAAGUCACUCGACAAAAAUACGAAGAAGCGAAACGUGAGCUUCAAGCUUUGUUGACAAGGAAAAAGCAAGUGGAUACAAACUUGGUGAAUCUGGAAAAUGCAAUUUAUUUGUUUGAAGGGUCCUAUUUAGAAGAUACACAACAAAAUGGCAACAUCAUACGUGGUUUCGACGGCUAUUUGUCAAACCGUAUGGAUCGCAGGAAGCCAAAGUUUACAGAAUUAGAUAGAUUGUUUUCGUUAUCGUCAUCAACGUACCAAAAAGCAUUAGCACAAAAAGAAGAAAAAGAGCAGGAUUCUAGUCAAGAGGAUUCCUCGUCCGUCUCAGCAAGGAAAGAAAAAAAGCGCAAACUGAAAGGACAGGACUCGACUAGUUUGAAAAAGAAGAAAGCUUCUGCAGGCAAAGAUACAGAGGAUGAACUGGAUGUGUGA